Messenger RNA from Lemur catta (Ring-tailed lemur), 2628 nucleotides. It is a transcript of the gene LYVE1, whose product is annotated as lymphatic vessel endothelial hyaluronan receptor 1. Gene Ontology annotation, cellular component: plasma membrane. The transcript has 6 exons. Gene Ontology annotation, biological process: cell adhesion. The record is from RefSeq and is a predicted model, not a curated record. Bases 282 to 1247 code for a protein of 321 amino acids. Gene Ontology annotation, molecular function: transmembrane signaling receptor activity; hyaluronic acid binding. Lineage: Eukaryota; Metazoa; Chordata; Mammalia; Primates; Lemuridae.
CUCAUUUGUGUGCUCUCUGAGUCAGCAUUAGCUAAAUUUUCCAGAAAGCCAUCCACACAGUACAGCCUGGGCAUUCAAGGGACGUCACUCAUUUCCCCCAGUGACCUUGACAAGUCAGAAGCUUGAAAGCAGGGAAAUCCGGAUGUCUCAGUUGUGAAGUGGAGCAGUGUGAGCCUCAACAGAUUUCCAGAACUCUCCAUCCAGACCAGAGAUUGAGCAUCUGCCUCUCAUACUGCCAGUGGCCAUCUGGGGUGCCUCCCUGGCUCUAAGGGGUUGGCACAAUGGCCAAGGGCUUCAGCCUGGUGUUGCUUCUUGCUUUCAUCUGGACCACGAGGCUCCUGGUCCAAGGCUCUCUCCGUGUAAAAGAUCUUUCCAUAACGCUGCCAUGCAGAAUUGUGGGGAUCACCCUUGUGAACAAAAAGGUAGGCCAGCAGCUGAAUUUCACAGAAGCCAAGGAGGCCUGCAGGCUGCUGGGAAUGACUUUGGCCAGCAGAGGCCAGGUCGAAGCAGCAUUGAAGGCUGGCUUUGAGACUUGCAGCUAUGGAUGGGUUGAAGACAAAUUCUCGGUCAUCCCUCGGAUUCUCCCGAACCCCAAGUGUGGGAAGAAUGGAAUUGGUGUCCUGAUUUGGAGAGCUACAGUUAGCCAAAGGUUCGGGGCCUAUUGUCACAACUCAUCUGAUAUUUGGAUUAACUCGUGCUCUCCAGAAAUCAUCACCACCGAAGAUCCCAUGUUCAACACUCAAACUGAAAUACACAUGACAGAUUUUAUUGCCAGUGACAGUACAUACUCAGCAUCGUCCCCUUAUUCUACGCCUCCUGCCCCUGCUACUACGCGUGCUCCGGCUUCCACUUCUAAUCCACGGAGAAAAAAAUUGAUUUGCAUCACAGAAAUUUAUACAGAAACUAGCACCAUGCCUAUGGAAACUGAACCAUCUAGUGAAAAUAAAGCAUCAUUCAAAAACGAAGUUUCUGGGUUUGGAGGUGUCCCCACGGCUCUGCUGGUGCUGGCUCUCCUCUUCUUUGGUGCUGCGGCUGGUCUCGCAUAUUGCUACGUCAAAAGGUAUGUGAAGGCUUUCCCUUUCACAAACAAGAAUCAGCAGAAGGAAAUGAUUGAAACCAAAGUAGUAAAGGAGGAGAAGGCUGAUGACAGCAACCCUAAUGAGGAACCAAAGAAAACUGAUAAAAACCCAGAAGAGCCCAAGAGUCCACCCAAAACUACGGUGCGAUGCCUGGAAGCUGAAGUUUAGAUGACAAAGAAGUGAGAAGACACACCUGAGGCUGGUUUCUUUCAUGAUAUGUAUCCUGGCCCCAGUUGAGGAAACUAUUAAUAAAAUGGCCAAAGAAUCAGCGAAGAAAGUCCAGCCUUGGUUCCUAACUGGAAUCAGCUCAGGGCUACCUUAUGACUAUGGAGUUCACCAAAGAGAACUCCCUUCUUCCUAAUGCAAACCUUUCUGGAUCCUACCCUCCUACCUCCAAAGAUUCCCACAGCCUUUCUAGCCUGACUAUGUCCUGAUAAUAUCCAAGUGGGAGAAAGGAGCUUUGCAAAGCACACGGAUCUAAAACAGCUAAUCAGUACACAGUUGUAAAAAGGCCCCCAGGCUGUCCAGGACCAGGAGAGUUGAGAGGCAAGGAGUCACUGAGACCAAGGCUCUCUCUGCUGACUCCAUAGCCUAGAUCCUUCCUUUAGCUCUGAAAGAGAAACACUUACACCACCUGGCAUAUCCUUCUGAACCAGGCGUGAGCGAAAGGACAGAGAAGUUUAGCACUCGAGAGCCAUGGAGAUUCCCAUGACUUGACAUCUAAACUCUGUAAAGCCAAGAUAAACAGAGAAAUAGAAAGUGGCUGAGGAUGCUGACAGCGUGUUGUCAGCAAGGACUAUCCACAUAGAGUCACAGCAUUCUUCUCUGAAUAAAUUGAGUUGGAACCACUUUUUAGAAUAUACACACAUUUUCUUUUCUCUGUCUCUACUGUUGCUACUAUUUCCUUUAGAAAAAUAUACUUUUACAAGAAACAAAACUAAAUACUCUUAUAAAUUUCUAUUUUUAUCUGAGUUAUAGAAAUUACUACUGAGGAAAAUUACUGUGUUAAAAAAGUAAUAAAAUUCAACAAAUAUUUGCUGAAUAUCUACUAUAUGUCAGGUGCUAUGCGAAGAAUUACAUGCCAUAAUUGAAUAUUAUUCAUCAAAAAGUUACAUAUAGUAGAACGCUAUCUGAAGCUAAGUUUUUUCAGUUUUGAUAUCCUUAGCUUAUCCACUUCCAAACUAAUUUUUUUUGCUUGGACUAAUAUUACUCAUUUUCCCCAUUAUGGCAACUAUUAUAACCUUAAUUUAUUAUUAACAUACCUAAGAAGUACCUUAUUACUUCACCACACCAAAAUUUUUAAAAUGCCAUUAACAAAUGUAUCACUAGCUCUCCUUUUUCCAGCAAGAAGAGCCUGAGAGGUGCAGAAAUAUUUGUCCCCCCCCAAAAAAAAUAAAUAAAUAAAACAUUUAGAAAGCUUCUUUGCUCUCUUAUUUACAUAGAUCUACUUUUCAUGCAAAAUUUAGAUAAGGACCAGAUUAUGAUAUAUUGUUUGUAAAAGUAAAAUGAACAACUUUGGUUGUUAAAAUACAAACAAAUGUAAACCUCA